Messenger RNA from Perkinsus marinus ATCC 50983, 1308 nucleotides. RefSeq lists its product as hypothetical. NCBI's taxonomy places the organism in Eukaryota, Perkinsozoa, Perkinsida, Perkinsidae. Gene Ontology annotation, cellular component: endoplasmic reticulum; Golgi apparatus; plasma membrane. The transcript is spliced from 9 exons. The record is from RefSeq and is a predicted model, not a curated record. Bases 1 to 1308 code for a protein of 435 amino acids.
AUGCCGACUACCGCUCCAGAGCAGUCUCCUGGAGAGCCAUCGAGGCCUCGGAAUCGCCAAGGCCGACAACGGAAGCAGUAUGAUAACGAUCUCAUUCAGCAGCGGAUACGAGCGUGGCAACCGCUCCUCAGCCCUAAAUGGGUGAUAGCAACGUUCAUAGCAUUCGCGGCAGCCUUCGUUGCAAUAGGCAUUGGAUUGGUCGAGGCGGAUAAGAGUACCAACGAGCAAAGCGUUGACUAUACUGACUUGGCGGCCGACGGUGGCGUCUUCCCUGUGCAAAUCGAAGUUAAUGAGGAUAUGAAAGCUCCUAUAUAUGUAUAUUAUGAGCUCACUAAUUUCUACCAGAAUCAUAGGCGUUACAUAGCCUCUCGUGACUACUCUCAGCUAGCAAGUCAUGUCUCUACUAGUCGUGGUGCUAAUGGUGACUGCAGCCCGUGGGAGAGAGAUGAGUUCGGGCGGAAUAACUACCCCUGUGGACUGAUCGCAAGAUCAACCUUCAACGAUUCUUACAUCAUCGACACUAAGCGUAUAAACUCCGCAGUGUGGGAACAGACUAAUAUAACUGAGACUAACACGGUUAUAGCUUGGGAAGAUGAUGUACAGUAUAAGUAUGAUAAUCUAGACCCAGAGGGGUCCAUAGACCAGGGGAUUCAGAAUCAGGUGUCCUUGAACAUGUGGCUCAACUUCUAUUUUCCCCCUCAAGUUUGCGUAAGUACUGCUGACAUUGGUUACGAUAGCUAUGGUGUUAUGAAGGUACCGAUAUCAGCACGACAGGACUCAUCUGAGUACAAGAAAAUAUACGUUAUGAGUGCUACCGCAGACUCGGCUACGAACCACACAGCUUGCACCAAUUACAUCACCGAUCAGGCUCAGUGCAAAUUCACUCUGGUACCUGGCGGAGUUGACGGUGUAGAUCCGGAGUUUGCAUGUAGUGCUGCUGAGGGGUACGAGCGGAAACUCAACCCAGCGGGUUGGGGUCUUCUGAAUGGCCGUUUUAUUGGGUGGAUGAGGCCGGCAGGCUUACCAACGUUUAGAAAGAUGUACGCUCGAAUAGACGAUGAUUUGAAGGUUGGCGAUGUCCUUCGAUUCACAGUAUCGGACAACUUCCCCACGGCCCAAUACGGUGGUACUAAAAGCAUCGUUAUUGCCACUACCACUUGGGCUGGCGGCAAGAAUGGCAUCUUGGGGUACUCCUACAUCGCCGUUGGUGUUAUAUGUGGUGUAUUCGCUAUAGUCUUUGGUAUUACUUAUCUGCGUAAGAAGAACAGGUUAGGGAACCCUGAGUACCUCAGCUGGGGCGAGUCGUGA